AUGUUCAAUGCAACUGGCGAAAGCAAGAUCUUACGACGGCGCGAAGCUGAAAAGAUCAUCAAGUGGCUUGACAACGAAACCUUCCAGGAGCCCUCGAAACGGGUGAUUCUCUAUGGCGAAAAAGGUGUCGGCAAGACGAUGAGCUUGCAUCAAAUCGCCCACCAUGGGAUGACGAAAGAUAUGCUAGUUUUGUACGUUGGAAAUUUAUGGAGGGUCGCGACGAAAAAUUAUGCGACGGAGCCACUAAAUGUUAGGAAAGAUAUCACAACGCAGGGUUACGUUAGCGUGGAGAAGCGCGAUCUGUGGGAGUCUCGUUACGACCCCUUGAUGCAACAGGGGAGCCACCGCCCUGAGCUCAAGAGCGUUAUCACCUACGACCAGCCUGAGCCCGCCGGAAUCUGGCUAGAACAUCUCAAAGCGAUCAACUCGCACAUCCUCGAAAAAUACAAAACAACCAGAGAUUUCCAGCUCUCAGUCAAAGAAACGCUCCCCGCCGGAAGCACCUUGUUGCAAGCCGUUAAUGAAGCUUUAUCUCGCUCGAUUAAGCGCUGCGAUGGAAUCAAAUUCAUCAUCGAAGAAAUUAAAUCUCUGGCGCCAGAAAUGGCCAAGGCCGGAAAUCCAGUCCUUGUUUGUGUGGACCAGUGCAAUUACCUAACGCAGGGAUGUCACGUCGUUGUUUAUGACGAUCCAGAGAAGAUCCGUUCUCAUCCGGAACAACGAGGUCUUCCUCACUGGACAAUCAGGGCAAAGUUCGAAGAAGUUGUCACAGACUCAAGGCGGUUAAAUUUAAUGCGUCAUUUUAAAAGUCUCCUGGACGACGACUGGGCCGGUGGGUUUGUCGUUGGAGCAACAACUACUUAUCAGACGAUAAUGGGAAACCAUUCGUGGAAACUUGGUCGACACAAUGACAGAAGUAGAAUUGAAACGGAAGAUUUACAUGAUGUUCUCGGUGAUCAAGGCUUCCAGGUUGGUUAUUUUCAGAUCAUCGCAGAAGUUUACUUUGUUUCGUUAAGGAUAGCUGGCAUCCUUUUAUCCCUGUCAGACUGCAACAAGAUUAUCGGUCUUACGUUAAAGAUGGCAGCCGGAAAAAUUCCAGCAGUUCCGUUUUUUCUUCGCGGAGUUGUAUGCAAGGGUUUCGGUCGAGGAUCAAAAGAACUGGGAUGUCCGACGGCGAAUUUCUCCGAUGAUGUCGUCGCCACUCUGCCUGAAGGCCUUGACAAUGGAAUCUACUAUGGUUUCGCUAGAGUUAAUAAUGAUCAAGUCCACAAAAUGGUUGCAUCUAUCGGAUGGAAUCCAUUUUACAAAAACACAAAACGAAGCUUCGAGACACACAUAAUUCACGAGUUUCCUGAAGAUUUUUACGGAGCCGAUUUGAGUGUUUUGGUUUGUGGAUAUUUGCGGCCAGAGAAAAACUACGAUUCGCUGGAAGCUUUAAAAGAUGAUAUUCAACAGGACAUUCGGAAUGCCGUGGAAAAAUGUUCAAGUCCGGACUACGAAGAGUUAGUUAAAUCCUCGUUCAAGUGA
This is a messenger RNA of Oikopleura dioica, 1524 nucleotides long. Lineage: Eukaryota; Metazoa; Chordata; Appendicularia; Copelata; Oikopleuridae. The record is from the annotation of a GenBank genome assembly.